This is a messenger RNA of Girardinichthys multiradiatus, 11837 nucleotides long. RefSeq names its product dachsous cadherin-related 2 (gene dchs2). Gene Ontology annotation, molecular function: calcium ion binding. Gene Ontology annotation, cellular component: plasma membrane; cell-cell junction. NCBI's taxonomy places the organism in Eukaryota, Metazoa, Chordata, Actinopteri, Cyprinodontiformes, Goodeidae. The record is from RefSeq and is a predicted model, not a curated record. Gene Ontology annotation, biological process: homophilic cell-cell adhesion. The transcript has 20 exons. The coding region runs from base 562 to 10377 and encodes 3271 amino acids.
CAGAGGGAGCCACUUCAACAUUUCUCAAGUCCUUCCAAAGUGAAACACCUUUUUAAACUACUUACUGUUUUAUUAUUAUAACUCCGUUUACUUCAUUUGUUAAAGGUAAUCACACAUUUUAUCGACUAACCUGUAGGUUUACACGGUUUCUCCUCUGACCUUCAGCUCCCUUUUUGAUGAAAGCGGGUCAGAAGUGAGAAGCAACCUUCCAGGAGAGCGGAGCGCAGGGUAAGCUGUUGUCCUAAUCACAUUUGAAGCAAUCAGGGCAACAGUUGGGGCCGGACAGCGUGGAGGUGGGGACGCCUGCAGGGAGGAGCUCUCCGUGCGGUCGCAGACUUGACGUUUGGAGGAGCUGCGUUAUGUGAGAGAUUCCAGCGGCAUUUCAGGAUUUCUAUUUUCCUGAAAAACAACUCAAACAAAUGGAUAAUUAUUUGAGCCUGCAAAAACGAGAUGGGUUUGCAUUUUAUUAUUUUUAAAGCUGUUCUUAAACGCGAUUGAGUUAGCAUUGCCGCAAAAAGAUGUAGUCUUUUUUUCACCUUUUACUAAAAGGAUCCCAAAGCCAUGAUUGAAGGAGUCAUGGGGCGAAGGAAUGCGUUAUUUGUGCUCCUCCAGGUGCUCCUCCUGGCGCUGUUUUGCACGCAGUCGCUCGGACAGAUCUCCAACCUGAUGCUGUCUGUGAAGGAGGGUCUGCCAGCUAAAACAAUCGUUGGAGACCUGGGAGCGGUCCUGAGCACACCAAGCACUGGGUUCUUCAUCUCAGAGAGCAGAGACUCCUAUGUGUUCAGAGACUUGGAGAUAGACGCGGACACUGGCAUCAUCUCUACGGUGGUGGUCCUGGACAGAGAAAGCAGAGACAAGUAUGAGUUUGUGGCAGCUACUCUCACAGGGGAGAUGAUAAGGGUGAGAAUAGAGGUGGAGGACGUGAACGACCACUCACCUGUGUUUCCCAGCAAGGAAGUGGAGCUGGAAAUCUCAGAGCUGAGCCCACCAGGGAGUCGCUUUCAGCUUGAAGGUGCGACAGACCAGGAUGAGGGGGAGUUUAGCACUCAGGGAUACAGUAUCAAAGAGAGUGAGAUGGGAGAAUUGUUCCACUUGGAUUUCCGAAUGGGAUCUGAGAAGCUACACAGCCUGGAUCUUGUCCUGAACAGCAAAGUAGAUCGAGAAGCAUAUGACUUCUUCACCCUGACCAUUGAGGCCUUUGAUGGGGGGAUCCCAGCCAGGACUGGGACAGUCCAGGUGAACAUCCGCAUCCUGGACGAGAACGACAACCCUCCUGUGUUCAACCAGAGUGAAUACCACACCACAGUACGUGAGGAUGCUCCCAUCGGGUCUAUUGUCUCUCAGGUGCUAGCCAGUGACUCUGACCUGGGUGACAACAGCAGGAUCACGUAUGAGAUCAAUAGACGGCAGAGUGACCCAAACCAUAUUUUCUCCAUAAAUGAAACCACUGGAUUUAUUUAUUUGAGCAAGCCGCUGGAUUUCGAAACUCAUCCAUUUCAUGAGCUGAUCGUCACUGCGAGAGAUGACGGUGCUCAGCCUGAGUAUAGCAGCACCUUUGUGGGUGUCAAGGUCCUUAAUAUUAAUGAUAACAGCCCCACCAUCAGUGUGCUCUUUCUCAGUGAAACAGGAGAAGCAGACGUAUCAGAGGCAGCAGCUGUUGGGGACUAUGUUGCCCGGAUUUCGGUGUCAGACCCAGACCUGGAGGAGCACAGAAUCACAGUCUCUCUCGAAGGAGGAGAUGGGAAGUUUACCUUGAAGCAAACAGAUGAUUUUCUGUAUGCCUUGUGUGUUAACUCUGAGCUGGACAGGGAAGAAAGGGAUAUGUAUGAGCUGAGGGUGCAAGCAUCUGAUUUUGGUACCCCUCCUCUGAGCAGUGAGAUGCUUUUGCUCCUGAAGGUAUCUGACGCUAACGACUGCCACCCAGUCUUUGAACAGGAUGUGUACACUGUAAGCAUUGCUGAGGAUGCUCCUCUUGGUAGCUCCCUUAUACAGAUCCCGUCCCGAGAUGAUGACGAAGGCAUCAACUCAGAAAUCAGAUACUCCAUCCUGAAGUCCCAGCAAGACGGCCUGUUUAGCAUCGACCCGAACUCUGGUCUGGUCACCACAGCUGCAGUCCUCGACAGGGAGACUCAGAUGGAGGUUUGGUUCCUGGUCCUGGCAGAAGAUGGAGGGGAGCCAUCUUUGUCGUCUACAGCUACAGUCACAGUGCUGGUGGAGGAUGUCAACGACAACGAACCAGUGUUCCAGCAGCAGCUGUACAACGUGUCUAUACCAGAGCACAUGGACAUCGGAAGUUGCUUUUUACAUGUGGUCGCCACAGACGCAGAUAGCCCUGAGUUUGGUGCUCUUUUCUAUUCUCUGUCUGACGGCUUUGUCAGUCAGGAAAAACAUCUUCUUUUCCAAAUCCAUCCACACACAGGAGAGCUGUGUGUUUCCCAGGAUAUUGACCGAGAUAUUGGGCCGACUGUCCAUGACAUUCUGAUCAAAGCUGAAGAUCCAGGAGGUCUCAGCGCUCAAGCAUAUGUGCAUAUUGAGAUUCAAGACCUGAAUGACAACCCUCCAGUGUUCAGCCCUGAAGAGUACACUGUGAGCGUUAGCAGCCAUGCACCGCCUGGUACCGAAAUUGUCAAUGUUAUUGCCACAGACCGAGACUCCGGCAGGUUCGGACAGAUUACCUACAAAAUUAAUCCAGGAGACAUGUCCAGUUUGUUUACAGUGGAUAAACAAACAGGGAUGCUCUUUUUGAACUCCUCUUUGACCCACUUGGGUGCAGCCAGCAUGAAGCUCCUCAUAACUGCACAGGAUGAAGAUGGCUUAGCUUCAGCCAGACCUGCAGAAGUGACAAUGAAUGUUGUACAAAGUGCUCAGGCUCCAGCUGUGUUCCAGAGGCCGCGGUACACAUUUACAGUGCCUGAAGAUGCACCAGUGGGAACAUCUGUGGGCACUGUGGAGGCCAGUAACCCAGCCGACGCUACAGAAUCCGUUUCUUACCGAAUCUCUUCUGGAGACCCUCACACUUGGUUUUCUGUACAUCCAAAGUCUGGUGUUAUCAAUACCAUUAAACCUCUGGACCAUGAGUCUCAGCCAUAUGCCCUGCUGUUUCUUCAGUCCUACACCAGCACUUCUCCUAUUUACAGCACCACCCAGGUCAACAUUACCAUCACUGAUGUCAAUGACAAUGCCCCUGUGUUCCCCAAAAGAAGAGACACCAUCACAGUGUCUCAAAACACUCGGCCUGGAACAGUCCUGUUCAUCGCUCACGCACAUGACUAUGACAGUGGUGUCAAUAGUGUAGUGCAGUAUCACCUCAAAAGCAGCAGAAACGAGAUGUUUGCCAUUGAUCCCAACCUUGGAACAGUUAGCCUUAAUAAGAGUUUACAGGUAAGUCAUCAGCAAAGGUACAACCUGGAAAUCUUGGCCAAAGAUGAAGGAGAACCUUCCCUGAGCUCUACGCUGACCCUUUCGGUUAACAUUGACCACACAGCUGCAGAUGAAAGCCUGGCCUUUGAGACGCUUGUCUACCAGGUGGAAAUAGGUGAAGGAUAUCGCAAAGACUCUCGCGUCAUCCAGGUGAGGUCGCACCAAACCCGAGGAUCUCACACUUCAAAUUCAGGCCUUACAUACUCCUUAGAAGCAGAAGCUGGAUUCCCUCUGCCUCCUUUUCGCAUUAACCCAAAGACCGGAUGGUUGUAUCUCUCCAGCAAUCUCGACUAUGAGACCGAUUCAAGAUAUCGUUUUCAUGUGUUGUCCACCUCCAGAGAGGCCUCACUGGCGAAUAUCACGGCAACAGCAACGGUGAUUGUACUGGUGCUGGACAUCAAUGACAAUCCCCCGGUGUUCAGCAGCAACGUGUACUACUUCACUGUGUCAGAGGGGCCUUCUCCACAAGGCCUUGUGGGAACAGUCAGGGCCAAGGAUAAAGAUUCUGGGAAAAACAGCCAGCUCUCCUACAUUCUUCUCUCAGAUGGGAAAUACUUCCGGAUCAAUGCUAAAACAGGUGAAAUUAUCAACUGGGUGGCGCUGGACCGGGAGCAGCACAGCCAGCACAGCCUGAGGGUAAUGGUGACAGACCAGGGUCACCCUUGUCUCAAUGCCACCGCCAACAUUCAUGUCCUGGUCACUGACAUCAACGACAACACUCCACAGUUUAAUCAUCUACCUUCCAGCAAAGAACUGAAUGUUCCUAUAUGGGGAGGCAUACCCACAGGAUUCGUGGUGACAAACUUGUUUGCCAAAGAUUUGGAUGCUGGAGAGAAUGGAACGGUCACCCAUUCACUAGUAACAUUUGGGUCAGAGGAAGAUGGUAGACACUUUGAGAUUGACAGUCAAAGUGGAGACAUCAGAACUACGCAGCUUUUCAGUGAGAGCACUAAACCAUUUUACACCCUGAGAAUAACCGCCAGGGAUGGCGGAGCCCCGUCACUGGAGGAUACUGCAGUGGUUCAUAUACAGGUUUAUGGAUUAGAAGAUCAGUACGGCAGCUCAGAGCACCAAGAACUGAGGUAUUUCUCAGUGAGAGAGGACGCCGAGCCUGCAACCGUCAUCGGUUCUGUUAGUGUUUCAGAUAAAAACAGAUUUCAAUACACCAUCACUGAGGGAGACGGAAGUAUUUACUUUGGAGUUGACAGCUUGUCUGGCGACAUUUACGUCAACCAGCCGCUGGACUACGAGUCUGCCACGCAGUACUUCCUGGUGGUUCGAGCUGAAGAUGUUGGUCCAUCUGUUGGUGUAAAUGUCUCCGUGUUGGUGAGCGUGGCGGUGGAGGACGUGAACGACCACACACCCUGGUUCCCUGAUAAACUACUGAUGUUUGGUUUGAAGGAAGAUGCUGUCGUCGGAUCACCGGUCUUUGCUUUUCAUGCCAGAGAUGCUGAUGGGACUUUUCCAAACAGUGCCCUUCGCUACACUCUGACCUUUGACCCUGACGUCAGUGGGUCACCGCCACACUUCCCCUUUCACAUUAACUCAUAUACAGGCACAAUGACCGUUGCAUCACCAUUAGACCGCGAGAGCACCCCGACUUUUGUUUUCAUGGUAACCGCCACAGACCAGGCGAAGAGGAUGGAUGAGUGUAAACAGACAUCGGUGACGGUUCAGCUCUUCCUGCUGGAUGUGAACGAUAACCGGCCCGUGUUUGUGUCCGCUGACUCAGUCCAACUGAAGGAGGACACAGAGGUGGGGAUUGUGCUGCACCAUUUCGUGGCUGUAGAUGGUGAUCAAGGUGAAAAUGGAUUGGUAUCCUACUCCAUUAUGGCUGGAAACAAGAAAGGGUUCUUCACACUGGAGGAGAAAACUGGCCUUUUGUUUCUCUCUGCCCCUUUGGACUAUGAGACCCAGCGUGUCCAUCGUCUAACUGUCCGAGCGUCUGAUCAGGGCGUCCCCUCUCUGUCCUCCACCCAGACCCUGACAGUGGAGGUCAGAGAUCUUAACGACCAACCGCCUGUCUUCAGUCAGUCCACCUAUAUUACCAGUGUGGUGGAGAAUAAAGACCCUGGAGAGCCUGUAGUCACAGUGUCUGCCUCUGAUAUGGAUUCAGAGGAGAAUGCUGUGGUGUGGUACAGUCUUCUGCCAGGACCUGGCUAUGAGCUCUUCAGCAUCAACCCUCAUACUGGUCUGAUCACCACCACGUCCCACCUGGACAGAGAAAAGGAGCAACAUUUUACCCUCAGAGUCCAGGCUCGUGACAGCGGCACUCGCCCUUUGUCGGGGACCGCCACGGUCUUGUGUUCUGUCCUGGACGACAAUGACAACCCUCCAGAGUUUAUGCAGCCAUUGUUCCGGAUCAGCUUGCCAGAAAAUCUUUCUCCUGGAGUUAUAUAUGCAGCUCUUGCCUUUGACCCAGAUCAUGGAGAAAAUGGCACCAUACAUUACUCUAUAUUAGGUGAGGACUACGGAGGUCGAUUCAACAUCAACAGUGAAACUGGUGCGGUCAGCACCAUGCAGGUUCUGGAUCGGGAGGAAGUACAGAACUACACUCUUACCAUUCAGGCUCAAGAUUCAGGUCCAAAGCCUCUCAGCUCCUCCUCACACCUUCACCUUAUCCUGCUGGACCAGAAUGACAAUGCCCCAUCCUUUAGCCGUGAGAGCUAUCACGCCUCAAUCAGUGAAGGCUUACCAUCUGGAGCUGAGGUCCUGCAGCUCAGUGCCUUCGAUCCUGAUGAGGGGCCUAAUAGGGACGUGACCUACACCCUAACAGAGGACAACAGCCAUGGGGCUUUUUCAGUGGAUCCCUUUACUGGAAUCGUUCGCACUGCCAGGUCUUUGGACAGAGAAAGCCGGGCUCAGUACACCCUCAAAGCUGUGGCCACAGACAGUUCCACUCUUGGCCCACUGAGCUCUGUGGCAUCACUGACGAUUCAGAUAGAGGAUGUGAACGACAACUUGCCAAUCUGUGAGCAGAACCCACUUAACGUGUGGGUUUCAUUGAGGACUCAACCUAAUCAAAUAGUGACCACGGUGACCGCUACAGAUGCUGACCAGGGUGAGAAUGGGACAGUUCAGUUUAGGUUAUCUGAGCAGGAAAAUCUGUUUGACAUCAACUCUGAUUCAGGAGAGAUUUCACUAAGAAGGCGAGUAAGAGCAGGUUUCUCUGGGAGAAAGCUGCAGGUCCUGGUUUCAGACCGAGGACGUCCUUCCCUUACCACCACCUGCCUGGUGUUGGUCCAUCUGAAAGGCGAACAUGAAGGGCUUCAGUUCACAAACAAAGUGUACAAUGCUACCGUCAAAGAGAACAGCAGAGCAGGUACUUGGAUUGUGAAAGUGGAGGCCAGUGAAGUCACCAUCAGCAGACAAAGAAUAACAUACACAAUAUUUAGUGGCAACGAGAAUGGAGUGUUCUCCAUAAACCAUUACACAGGUGAGAUCCGAGUGCAGAAAGAAAACUCUCUGGACUUUGAAGCGUAUCCUCACAUCCAGCUGGUUGUUCUGGCCGAAGACGGGCUGUACACGGCUUACUGCAGGGUCUCCAUCAUGCUGUUGGAUGUUAAUGAUAACACACCGCUGUUUGAACUCAGCAGCUACAGAACAGCUGUUUGGGAGGGACAAGUCCGCACCACCUACGUCACGCAGGUGUUUGCAUCUGAUGCUGACAGCGGCGAGAACGGACAGAUUGAGUACUCCAUCCUGUCCGGCAACAUUAAUGAAGCAUUUAUUCUGGACUCUGUGAGAGGCAUCCUUGCCACUAAUGUCCUGCUGGACCGUGAAAUAACUCCCUCUUACAAGCUGAUCCUGCAGGCAGCAGACAGGGGGAAGCCUCCACUUAGCAGCACUGCCACCAUUAGGGUCCAAGUGGUGGAUAUCAAUGACAACAGCCCUGCCAUCCCACCCAUGGAGCCCGUGUAUAUAUCUGAAGCUCUACCAGGAGGUUAUGUGGUCACCCAGGUAACUGCGAAUGACGUUGACCUCAGCUCAACCAUCACCUACAGUUUUUCAGACAACAGUGGCACCAGGGAUCCCUUCGCGAUUGACCGCUACACGGGUGUCAUCACGUUGACUCGAGCUCUGGACUACGAGGUAGAGAAGGAGUACACUCUGGCAGUGUGGGCAUCAGACUCGCUCCACGAGACCAGCGGAGAGGUUCAAGUUCAAGUUCUGGAUGUGAAUGACAACAGUCCAGUCUUUACACAGGUCUCCUAUCAGGUGGAAGUGUCAGAGCUGGUCUCAGCAGAUACUUUAGUUGUCACUGUUGCUGCUACUGAUGGUGAUUCUGGUCUUAAUGGCGAGGUCAGCUACAGACUGCUUUCAUCUCCUCUUCAUGCCUUCUACAUCCAGCCAGACAAUGGUUCUGUUUUCACCAACAAGCCUUUAAGGGCCAUCACAAACAGCAACCUGCUCAAUCUUCUGGUGGAGGCAAGAGAUCGGGGUGAUCCCGUGCGAGCCACAGUCACCUCUGUGGACCUGGUGAUUCUAGACUCAAAUGAUCAUAAACCUUUGUUUCACCAAGAUAUUUACACACUGACCGUUUCUGAGGAUACACCUACAGAAACCACCCUGCUCACUCUUUCUGCACACGACGAAGACUGGAGCCCAGAAAAUACCCAUUUGGACUAUGCCAUCAUCAGCGGAAAUGAAGAAAAACGAUUCUGUAUGGAAGUGAAAAUGACUUCCAUUGAAAAUGAAAUGAAAAAUGUUGGAAGACUAGUUUUGUGUAGCUCUUUAGACCGUGAGACCACGGAGUAUUAUGAACUGACAGUAAGGGUUUCGGAUCGAGGAACGCCUCCCCUGAACAGCUCAUCAACCAUUAAAGUGACUGUUACAGACUGCAAUGACAAUGCUCCCAUCUUCUUUAGCACAGAGUACCAUGCACAGGUGAGUGAAAGCAGCCAGAUAGGGACCAGCUUGGUCCAGGUCAGUGCUUGGGAUCCUGACCUGGGUAUCAAUGGCCUUGUGCAUUAUGAAAUUAUUUCUGGGAACAGUAAAGGUCACCUCAAGCUGGACCACCAGUCUGGUCUUUUGGUUGUUAACCACACACUUGACUAUGAGGCAGAUUUCAAAUAUAUUCUCACCAUCAGAGCAACUGAUGGGGGGCAGGCAUCAGAAAACCAUAAUGUUGCUUUUACAGUCGUCUUUAUCAAAGUUCUGGAUGAGAAUGACAACACUCCAUACUUUAUGUUUCCCACUGUUACCUGCUCAGUGCUGGAAAACCUACCAGCAUUUUCUCAUACAUGUUCUGUCCACGCUGUUGACAAAGACUCUGGGCCUUAUGGCCAGCUGACCUACUCGAUUAUGUCUUCUUGCUUCAUGGACUAUGGCAGUGGAAGCCCAGAGAGGAAGGAGGCUUUUGCCAUUGAUGCCCUUACAGGUGACAUUCACACCAGACAAAUAUUUGAUUACGAACGUGAAAGUGAGUACUGCUUUGUAGUGGAGGCCAGAGACAAAGGUGACAAAUCAGCUACAGUAAGAGUCCAAGUGGCCAUAAAGGGAGUGGAUGAAUUCAGUCCCAUCUUCACUCAGAAGCAGUACCACUUCCUUCUUCCAGAAAACACCAAGAUUGGGAAGACAGUAGGUUAUGUGAUGGCAAUGGACCACGAUGGAGGGGUUGACGGGCUGGUAGAGUACUCCCUUUUGACUUCAUCGCCAGUUUUUUCAAUUAAUGAAACAGUUGGAGCUAUCUUUGUGUCUGGUCCUGUAUAUCACAGACGAAUCAGCCAUACCAGCAACGAUCUGGUGGAACUGGUUGUAUCUGCUGGUAGUCCCAGGUUGGGUUCUAGAACGGCAACUUGCUUGGUUUUUGUCAAUAUUUCCAGCUCAGCUGAAGCACUUAUUGGGGCUCAGCUUGAUUACCACAUACUUAGUCUGAGUGUGUCGCUUCUUUUGAGCCUCUUUGUCCUUGUCAUCUUCAUGGGCUUAUUUCUCAGAUGUCAAGUUAAAGAAGCUGCUCUGAAAAGGGCUACUGCCAUUGCUGCACAACUGCACCACAUUACUGACUCUUCUAGUGAAUCCAACAGCCAGAUGCAAAGUACCGUUUCCUUGCAGGAGUUGACGCAAUCCGAAAGUUUUGUUGCAAAGAGAGACAUCUUAAACCCAUAUACCCAGUCAGAUUCAAGUGGCCGUGGAUCAGCAGAGGGUGAGACAGCUGAAGACCAGGAAAUCAAGUGGAUCAAUGAGUUUCCCUGCUAUAAAAGAGAUGAAUUCAGCCAACAAACAUCAGAGAUUCCCAACUCUACCUUAACAGCUGAUAAUAUCUCCUGCCGCUCUAUUGAUGUAGGACCAGAACAUAUUUUAUCUAUUUUAGCCAAGGGCAUAGCAAGCACGGAAAGUCUCCACCAUUUUAAAGAGGAAGGAGGAGGGGAGGGAUUACUUCCUGCUAUAAUUAAUGUGAAAGAUUUAGAGGAGUCAACAGGGGUAAAAGGGUUUGCCCUCCUUUCCAAGGCUCAAGCCCCUGCAGAUUCUCUGACGUCACUGGUGUGCCUUGAGGAGCCACUGGAGGGUAGUUACAGCUGGGACUUCCUUUUAGACUGGGAACCACACUUUCAAUCUCUGGCUGCGGUAUUCACCGAUAUAGGUAUGCUCCCCGAUGAGGUCCUUCAAGGAGGCCAUGAAGACUUUGCUUCAGAGUCGAGCUCUCUCAUGUACCCGCCACCACUCAUAACCGGAGUGGCUCAGCCAGGCAUUCGGACUGUUCCUCCAAGAAAACCUGGACGAGUACCAACCGUGAGCAGGAAGUCUUCCUACCCCAAAUAUGCUUAUUCUCCUCUAGCCAGGAACACAGGACUUACCCCGUCAGCUAUGACACCCACUUUCACCCCAUCGCUGUCCUCUCUUACCAUUAUGACUCCCAGCUCCUCGCCAGUGGUCUCAGAAACCGGAGUGGGGGGGAUCAGACUUGACUCAGGACCCCAUACUGCAAGUCUUUUGGAGGCUGAAAUCCAAGUGUAGGCAUGGACAAUUUUAAAUAUACACUACAUAGCUUAAAGUAUUGGGUCACACCACAAAAUCAAUGGAUGCCAUGGAAAUGUUACAGUCACUUCCAUGGCUGCAGAUGUAUAAAGUUCAAAAUGGUCCAUCAAUAAAAUGGACCUUAUAGAUUAAGAAUAGGAUGUCAUCAAAAUUCAUGUACAUGUAAAUGUAGACAGACAAAUACUUUUGGCAAUAUAGUGUAGCAAUCAGUCCAGUACUCCACAGAUCACUUGAAAUAUUCUAGAGCUAUCCUGCCCAGUUUGAGUUGUUGAUAUUUUAAAAUAUGCCUGAUCAUUUGUCCAGUAUCGUUCCAAUGUCUGUUUUCUGUAAAACCAUUCUUAGACCAAGAGUGGCUUCCAUAAGCCACACAACGCUGCCAUGAGUAAAACACAAAUUAAACCAUUUCAGUGUGUAGGUGCAUCCAGCUUAGUGGCACCUGCGCAGUCUUGUGUGGACUUUAAUAACACUGUGACAAACUCACACUCCCAAUAGACAUACGAUAUCUAUCAAACUGCUCCGGACUGUUGGUUGGUGUAAAAGUAGAGUAAAAUCCACACUGUAGAGCAUCUCACCUCAUUUUCUGACUGUUAUUGUUUUCUAUUUUGUCUCACAGUAUCGAUCUGCUUGUUAUUUUAAAAUCUCUGCCUUUUAUGCUUGUCUCACUGACUCCUGUAAGAAGCUCAGGGCACGCCGCUUUUGGUCUAAAAGCCACUUAAUUGUUAUUGUGAGUCUCUCCUGAAGACGGAGACUGAGGGCAAGGAUGUAGUUAACAUUUUAGACUGCUUCCAUAGCUCACAUCUUUAAUAAAUCUGAACUAAUAGCUUUAAAAAAUAAAGUCUGUCUUGCAUUAAUUCUUUUAACUAAUCACAAUUUAAAUACAUCCAGAUUUUCUUUUUAUCCAAUAACUGAAUGGAAAUAAAACACUUUUUAUUGGCGUUUACAGUGGUAACUUUUUCAUGAUUACUUCGACUUUAACAACCAAAGAACAGCAACACAUUUUGUAAUUAUGUUUCUCUCAUCAUAAAAUCAGAACAUUUUUGCCCCCCUCUUCUUUUAAUAAAUGCCAACAUAAUUACGUGCCGGGUGAAGCUAAUUUAAAUUUAUUUUUUUGAUCACAAGCCUAAUUUGAUGUUUUUCAUUGUUAAGGGCAGUAAAAGAGUUUAUGUGUAUUCACACGUCACCUAACAAAACAGAGUACACAUUGCACAGAUUUAAGAUUUAACAUUAGGUUGUUUUAUGGUCACUGCUCAUAAACCAAGUCCAGGUUUUUGUUUUCAUGAAUAGAUGAUCUGUUUGCUUCUCUUUUGUUUCUGUGUUUGCUGACCAAAUGGCACUCUUUUUUUUGUUAAUUUCCAUUCUUUGUCAAGCACUUUAUGUACAAACUGUAGAUACUUUUUGUCUUUGAAUAUUAAUAAAUUUGAUGAGAAAUUUCCAAUAUA